Messenger RNA from Prorocentrum cordatum, 1622 nucleotides. NCBI's taxonomy places the organism in Eukaryota, Dinophyceae, Prorocentrales, Prorocentraceae. The record is from the annotation of a GenBank genome assembly.
UGCCACGGCUCGCUCUCGCAGCAGGCGGCGCCGCCGCCGCAGCAGCAGUUCCCCGGGGUCUUCGCGCGGCUCGCUGCGCCGCUCCGUGGCCCGGUCCAGAGGCCGGUCAAGAGGGCGAGCCAGAGGCCAUUCCCCCACGAGGAGCCCGUCAAGGCGGCCGCCCGCAGGCGAGGCCCACGCGCGGGCAACGGCAGCCGCGGCUGCGGCCAGACAGAGCACGGGCGACGCCGAGCAAGCUCUGCGUCAGUUUCUGGCGCAGCACAGCCCGCCUUGCACGGAAGAGCUCCAGACACAGGUCCUCGAGGGUUUGAAGGAGACUUGCGUUAAGACGCGUUGGCAGCUAUCGGUGGCGCCCCGAGAGCUGUUAUUGCAGAUUUUCCCAGCUGAAACCAAAGGGGCGCAACUCACCCUGUGUCUGCACGUGCAACAAGCAGUGGCGGCAUCAAGCCAGAACCACCGAGGGGGGGCCUCCAACGAGGGUGCUGCGGCACAGGAGGUUGCUCGCCUUAGCAGGAGGUUGCGGAAAGACCGCCGGGCCCACGAGGGACGCAGCGAGUCCUCCAGCUCAGCCGGUUCCACCCACAGGGACCUGGACGCGUUGGCGUGUCUGAAGAAGCACGGCUUGGCCGGUGUGCGCCACGACCACUGCGUGCCGUACAGCAGCCUCAAAACGCUCGCCGGGUCUGCCCGGAAGGCGGCCAAGAAGGACAAGUCCUGCGUUGCCGGGGGCCCGCUGCACAAGUGGGCGCCCCACUGGAUGGACGACAGACACAAGCCAAGGAAGGGGACAGACGCCACGCACGCGCAGUGGACCGCGAUGUGGUGGACCCGCGCCCUCGCGCAGCUCACGCUGCAAGCCCGCGCGGGCAGGGAGACAAUGUCCGUGGAGGCGUUGGUGUCGGCCUUCCUCGACACUAACCGCGUCGCAGUGGAGGGCUCCGGUCGCACGGCGGCGGAGUACGACGCUUCUUUGUGGAGCGAGAUGGCCGAGAGGACCCGCAGGCACGACGCGGCCUGCGUGCCGCAGGCCAUGGUUAGCAACGUCGAGGAGAACAGGCGCGCACGGGCGCGGUCGGCCGCGGGCCUGUCCGCCUCGGGCGCUCGCGGGUCGCAGCAGCAGCAGCAGCAGCAGCAGGCGCAGCAGGCGCAGCACUUUGCGCAGGUGCAACAGCAGUACCAGGGGGCGCCAAAGGGCAGUGGCAAACGCGCCGGGGUGAACCAUCAGUGGUCUCCCCCGUCUGCCGGGCAGGGCGCCCGCCAGUGGUUCCAGACGCCGCCGCCGCCGCCGGCGAAGGGUGGCAAGGGUCAGCGGCGCCGUCCGUGAGCGGGGCCUGGUGAUGCUUCCGAUGGCACGAGUGACAGUGACCGCCAAUCGCUUGACAGUUGCCCAUCGGUUGCUAGCGCCAGCCCAGGCGUCGACGCCGCCGGUUGCAUGAGCACGUCGCCGGUUUCGCACAUGUAUGAGGUUGCUGCCACGUUUGAGUUGUGGGACCCAAUGUCGUGGCAUCCUGAACACGAUGUGAGUGCUGAACAAGAGUUCUGCAUCCGGCAAUUGGCAGCGCAGCCUGCCGCUGUAGUUGCGGACACGAAUCAGAUCGUUGAUGUUUGGCGCCAGAAGUUGC